This is a messenger RNA of Necator americanus (New World hookworm), 1125 nucleotides long. RefSeq lists its product as uncharacterized. The coding region runs from base 1 to 1125 and encodes 374 amino acids. Gene Ontology annotation, cellular component: plasma membrane. The transcript has 10 exons. The record is from RefSeq and is a predicted model, not a curated record. Lineage: Eukaryota; Metazoa; Nematoda; Chromadorea; Rhabditida; Ancylostomatidae.
AUGGCGUUGCCACAAUUAUCCACAUCGGAACGACGUAAACGACUUAUGAAACGGAUUCAUACGUUUCAAUCCGAAGAGCAAAGCGCCCACGGCAGCUCAUUCGAUGUGGAUUUCCCGUCCGUACAUUUUGAUAGCGACGUGUCGGAGACCAGUUCUCCAAAUAUUGAUCGAACAUUGUUAUUUGUUCCUGAUGCACACGAACUUAAACUGGAUAAAGGAGAGAAACCACCACAUAAAAGGGAUGUGAUCGAAAAGAUCCCAAUGCGAGUACGAUCUCAAAGUUGGCUGAUACGUACAAGACAUCUACUACAUGAAGAACGGGAACCUCCACCGCUCAUCUCCCAUAUGAUGCUGUUCUUCUCGUCCGCAUUAUUUGUAAUGUCCUUCCCAUGGAGCCUAUUUUUCUGUGUGAAAAUUAUCAAAGAAUACCAAAGAGCUGUGAUCUUUCGACUUGGACGUUUAAUCAAAGGUGGUACUAAGGGUCCUGGAUUAUUCUUUAUUCUACCUUGUAUCGAUACAUGUAAAAUUGUUGAUUUGCGAGUCCUUUCAUUUGACGUACCACCUCAGGAAAUCCUUAGUCGCGAUUCGGUCACAGUAUCUGUGGAGGCUGUCAUAUAUUUUAGGGUUUCAAAUCCAGUAAUUUCCGUGACCAACGUGAAUGAUGCUCAGUUCAGUACGCGACUUCUCGCACAGACAACGCUUCGAAAUGUGUUGGGCACGAAAACGUUGAGUGAGAUGUUGUCGGAACGAGAUGCGAUAGCAAAUAUCACAGAAAAGGUUCUCGACGAGGGCACCGUACCAUGGGGAGUGAAGGUGGAGCGUGUUGAAAUCAAGGAUAUUCGUCUUCCACAUCAACUAACGCGAAGCAUGGCCGCCGAGGCAGAGGCUGUACGUCGGGCGAGAGCGGCAAUUAUUCACGCUGAGGGAGAGAAGAAUGCUUCACGAUGGAUAUCCGAAGCUGCUGAGAUUAUCAACGGAAGUACAAUUUCGGUUCAGUUACGAUAUCUUCAAACACUACACUCGGUCGCGUCACAAAGGAACAACACUAUUGUGAUUCCAUAUCCGAUCGAAGUUGCGCGAAGCCUCAUGAAGAAGUAUGGACGAGUAAAAAGUGCAAAAUCAUAA